AUGUGUUUGACAGGGCGCUGGGUGGUGCCGUGCGACGCCUGCGAGUCGCGCGCCUCUUGCGUAUGGAGCGAGGCGCGCUGGCUGCCCUACGGCUGCGUGCACCGCGGACUCACGCUGCCGCAGCUCCGGCGCUGCCUCCACAACAAGAAGCUGCUAUUCGUGGGAGACUCGACGAACCGCGGGAUGCUGCACUACGUGCUGGAGCGGCUCAACGCCAGCCUCCUAGACGGCGACAAGACGCACGAGAUGCGCGUCUACCACGCAGGCGCCACCACGCUGGCCUUCGCCUACUACCCGCAGUUCUGGCUCGCGCCACCUCAGCGACCAGUCUUCGACAGGACGCUGUACAGCCUCAUCAACAGGUCUCGUCCGCUAGAGAACGACAGCUCUACGGUGCUGGUUGUGGGUGGCGUCCACUGGCUGGCCACGCACCAUCUGCACGUGCUGCUUCGAGUCUUACGCAGGGAGGGACUGCAGUCAGCACGCAUCGUCGUCAAGACGCUCGGUUCAGGCUUUCACAUCCCGUCCGAGGGCGUACACUACCUGCCUAAGGAACAGCAGCAGAAGCUGCUGAAGCACUCACAGGGACUGGCGGCGUUCGCGCGCCAGCACCAAAUGGAGGUGGUCGACACGUUCAACAUGACGGCGGCGCGCUACAACGACUUCCUGCAGGGCAAAUGCGCCUGCCACUUCCAUAAGGUGGAGCCGGCAGGUGGUGGCGGAUACCACGUGACGGGGCACAUCAACGCACUCUACUCCGAGAUCCUCCUGAGUCGCAUCUGCCGUCAUGCCCCCUGACACUACACCCCGCUGUCCGCGAUACUUCACUACACCGCUGUCGCACUGCUUUCACAUCUUCCCAACGCUUCAGACGUCGCUAUGUACAUGCACAUUGAUCUGUGUCUACACCCAAGAAACUCUACGACCUCGAUUCGUCUGUACAAGUUUUCGUUUGUAAAGGUGAAGGAAGUGUCCAUUGUAAAUAGCUUUCUCGUGUAACGUUGAAAAUUACGUGCGGGCUAAAAUGACUCUUGCUCAGUCUAUUCCUGUAGCUACCGUAACAGGGAUAUUAAGAUACUUAUCGAAAGUUUCCAGUGAAGUUCUAAGUCAAAUUCCGCAUUCAAAUGAGAUAAUAUCUGUCAUAAUCUCAGUCUAUGCCAAAUAAUAUCUUACAGGAAACUGUCAAAUUUUGCGGUUACUCUCACACGAUAAAAAAUAUCUCCUGCUUAUUAGCCGAAUAAUUUUAAGCGCGUUUUCCUGGUGUCCUGAUUUCAGUUUUCUCCGACUUCUCUAGGGCAAAGUACGUAUUCAUCAAACUGUGGAGGGUUCAAAUAACUGGUACAGUGAAAAACGUAACACAUAAACUUGAAAAACUUUAUAAUGACAAAUAAUACGUAAUUGCAGGAAUGGUUUAGUUUCAUAGCUAACACCGUUAGCAAAUAACACUUUCUAGAAUUUCAGACGUCAGUAUUUUUGAAUGUCUGUUCAUAUAUUCUAUUCCAG
Messenger RNA from Schistocerca gregaria, 1503 nucleotides. RefSeq names its product cadherin-like and PC-esterase domain-containing protein 1. The record is from RefSeq and is a predicted model, not a curated record. The coding region runs from base 1 to 798 and encodes 265 amino acids. NCBI's taxonomy places the organism in Eukaryota, Metazoa, Arthropoda, Insecta, Orthoptera, Acrididae. The transcript has 6 exons.